Messenger RNA from Heterocephalus glaber (naked mole-rat), 4092 nucleotides. It is a transcript of the gene Frs3, whose product is annotated as fibroblast growth factor receptor substrate 3. Gene Ontology annotation, molecular function: transmembrane receptor protein tyrosine kinase adaptor activity; fibroblast growth factor receptor binding. Lineage: Eukaryota; Metazoa; Chordata; Mammalia; Rodentia; Bathyergidae. The record is from RefSeq and is a predicted model, not a curated record. Gene Ontology annotation, biological process: fibroblast growth factor receptor signaling pathway. Gene Ontology annotation, cellular component: cytoplasm.
AUAGGACCAGUAACCCCUCCCCGAGCCUGGGCCCUGUAGUUCUUAGCUUUGCAUCUCACUCCCUGCAGGAAGCUUCAGCCCCAGUGCUUUCCCAGGCACCAGUGCACACUUCCUUCAGCCUGCUCCUCCUCCCAAAGAACAAGCCAGACCGAGAGGGUGGGGGUCCUUUUACUUGAGAGUUGUGUAAGGAUGCAGAGGAUUGGGGUUUCUGGGGAAUAUUUUUCCAGAGCAAGAGGUGGAAUUUUUUAAGGGUCUUCAGAGCCCGUUGUGUUGACUUGCCCUCAAAUGUUGGCUUAUUGUUAAUGUUUAUGUUAAAAUUGGGCCUCUCCGAGCUUGAGUAACAGUUUGUCCGGCUUUCAGAUGCGAGUUUGAAAGAGCCAGUCCUGGAAGAGGAAACUGUCUUUUUUCGUGUGCCGUUGGUCUUACAUACCUGACUUUAGAAGUUACUUCAGCUAGAAGCCCUCACAGCUUACAGAUGUUUCCUCUAAAAACUAAGGCCUUGGGGUGGGAAUCGGGAGUGGUGGGAGGGAUUGACUUGCUAGAGUCUCCCAGAUACUAAAGAGCAACAGCAUGGAGUAGAAUAUUGGUGUCCUGAAUUGUCAGCCAGUUCUUCUAGUCCAUUCCAGUGUCGUUGUUCAAAAAAUUUUUUUCUAAUUAAAAUUGGGGACAGUGGUACCUUUAUUGGCCAGGUGCCUACUUGGAGAUAAAGUGCAAAGAAUGAGUGGCCCCGAUGCCAGACCAGCCAUGCUUCAACAGCUUGUGGGUAAUGGAGAACUCGCCCAGGUAGUGGCUUGAUCUCUGCCUAGCUGAAGGUCUUUCCAUUGUAGACGCCCACCUUGCUGCCUACCAUCAGGGGCAGGAUGAUCACAUCCCGAAGGUGUGUGUCUUCACUACCACUGGCUUCUUUCUCCCUGGGCGGUGCCCCCUUCUUGGCCUUGCACAGGGGCUUCAGCCUCAGGCCACAGUUUGUCCCGCCACUGCACACUGUAGUGCUGUAUCAGCUCUUUGUAGGACUCGUCCAGCUGCUGGUCCAGGUCCACACCACGGUGAGCCCCAGGUGUGUCCCAGAGGGAACUGGGUGACUUCUCUGGAGACUGUUUGCCAUGACACCCCAUCAAGGACCAGGGGAAUAAAGGGGGCGCCCUUCCCCAUGCCCCUCCCCUGGUCAGGUCCCCGAUGGCCUGGGUGAGGGCGGGCCGGCUGCUCUGACACCAUGGGGAGCUGCUGUGGCUGCCUGAGCAGAGACAGCGUCCCAGACAACCACCCCACCAAGUUCAAGGUACCCGGAGCCUCCUCCCUGGUCUUCUCAGUAGCUUUCUGGGCGCAGCCCUGAGCCCUCAAGUGCCACAGCUUCUGUGGGGAAAGUGGCAGGAUGGGCUGAGGUCGGGGUGUAGGAAGGGCAAAGAAAGGCCCAAGCCACUGCCACUUUUUGCUUCUCUUGUUGGCACCAAAAAUAAAUGCUGUACUGCAGGAGCAGAAAGGUGCUUUUAGAAUGUUCAUUGCUGCCUGUGUAUUUGUCACUAUGUAUACACCUUUUUCAGGGAAAAAGAACAAAAGUCUGUAUUUGUGAGUUAAAAUACACUAGGUAUUUUCAGUAGUGCGUGGUGCCUGGGAAGCCUUUUGGGGGGUUUGCCGUGGGAAGUUGAAGCUGGGCCUGCCCUCUAGGGGGCGCCACCUCCCCGCUCUGGGCGUCUUGAGGCGCAGUUGUUCUGCCCACCAGAAGAGGGGGCCCUCAGAAGCUCACCCUUGUGGGAGGUGGCAGCAGUAUGUACUGGUUCUGCCUUAGGCUGAUUUUCCCCAGGAUUUACAAUUUGGACUUAUUUUGGAGUGGGGAGGAAAGGGGACUGGGGAUUGAACCCAAGGCCUUUGCACUGAGCCAUAUUCCCAGCCCUUUUUGAUUUUUUAAAAUUUUUGAAACAGGGUGUUGCUAAAUCAGUAAGUUAACCAGGCUCCUCCUUCAGCCUCUCAGAGUGCUGGGAUUACAGGCAUGUACCACCAUGCCCAGCUCAUUUUUUAAAGUUUUGAGACAGGGUCUUACUAAAUCACUAAGUUACCAGGGCUGGGCUGGAACUUGCCAUCAUCCUCCCUCAGCCUCCCAGAGUGCUGGGAUUAUAGUCUUGCACCAGCAGGCCCAGUAGGAUUUUGAAUUUACAGUUGAUCCUCUUCCUCAUUAAAAUCUGAUCCUUGGAUACUAAGCUAUGGGGUGGCUCAGGUCACUCAACAUUGGUCAUCUCAUCGCCGGGCCUUGGAGGACAACUACCUACUUCUUCCCUCUGUGUCCAGAUGAUGAAACCGAGGCCCAAAAGGUGACGAACGUGGAUGACGAGGGGGUGGAGCUGGGCGUGGGGGUGAUGGAGCUGACCCAGAGCGAGCUGGUGCUGCACCUGCAGCGGCGCGAGGCUGUGUGCUGGCCCUACCUCUGCCUGCGGCGCUACGGCUACGACUCCAACCUCUUCUCCUUUGAGAGCGGCCGUCGUUGCCAGACUGGCCAGGGGAUCUUUGCAUUCAAGUGCUCCAGGGCCGAGGAAAUCUUCAGCCUUCUUCAGGAUCUGAUGCAGUGCAAUAGCAUCAAUGUGACGGAAGAGCCAGUCAUCGUCACCCGCAGUAGCCACCCUGCCGAGCUCAACCUCCCAAGGACUCCCCAGCAGCCCAGUGCUCUAGGCUACACUGUCUCCAGCUUCUCCAAUGGCUUCCCUGUCUGCCCUGGAGAGGGCCAGAGAUUCUCCACUCCCCGGCGGCCGUCCUCCAGCAGCCUGCGACACCCCUCGCUCAGGGAGGAGUCCACACACGCCCUCAUUGCCCCUGAUGAGCAGUCGCACACCUACGUCAACACUCCGGCCGGGGAGGAUGAGCCCCGCAGGAGCCGGCACUGCCUGCAGCCACUGCCUGAGGGCCGGGUGCCCCUCCCCGCACAGGCCCGGGAGCCUGGCCCUCGGGACCCGCAGGUCUUCCUGCAGCCUGGCCAGGUGAAGUUUGUGCUGGGACCCACACCUGCCCGGCGGCACCUGCUCAAGUGCCAAAGCCUCUGUCCCAGCCUGCAGGACAUGCCCCCCCCCCACAACAACAAUGAGGAUCCCUCUGAGUGCCCCUCGCAGCCCAAGUGCACCUAUGAGAACGUGGGCGGGGGCCUGCGGUGCGGCCCUGGCUGGAGACUGAGCCCCGAGGAGCCGGGCUGGGGCAGCCUGGCCCACCGCCGUGCCGCGCUGCUGCACUAUGAGAACCUGCCCCCGCUGCCCCCCGUGUGGGAGAGCCACAGCCAGCCGCAGCCCGGGGAGCCCGGGGAUGACGGCGACUCUCGGGAUGGCCUCACGCCCUCCUCCAACGGCUUCGGCGAUGGCGAGGAGGACGAGACCCCGCUGCAGAAGCCCACCAGCUCCCGGGCCGCUGCCCGAAGCCGUGGUGGCUUCCCCGUGCCACUGACCCGCCGCCGUGGCUCCCCAAGGGUCUUUAGCUUCGACUUCCGACGCCCAGGCCCCGAGCCCCCGAGGCAGCUCAAUUACAUCCAGGUGGAGCUCAAGGGCUGGGGUGGGGAGCAGCCCAAGGACCCCUCAACGCCCCGGGCCACCGCACCCAGCUCAGACUCCUACGCCGUGAUCGACCUUAAGAAGACUGCGGCCAUGUCCAGCCUGCAGCGGGCGCUGCCCCGAGAUGACGGCACUGCCCGGAAGACCCGGCACAACAGCACCGACCUGCCUCUCUAGGUGCCCCCUCGCCGGACGUCCUCUGCCCCUCUGCCCCGUCCCACCGCCGGGGCUGCUCAGGACUGGAUGCUUCCCUGCACUGCUGGGAUCCCUGCCAUUGUCACCCCUGAGGCUCCUGGUCCCCAAGCUGGGAAGGGGAGAGUGUGGCCGGGUGAGGAGGGAGCGCAACGCCAACUGUGAAGGGUCCUUGUGAUUGCAUUUCCCGCUGUCCCCUUCCGUCCAUUCGUCUCGUCGGCCGUCUGUCCAUCUGUCCAUUUGUGUGUGUUUUUUUUGGUUGGAUUUUUGAAACAUUUUGUACCUGUUGAUUUUAUUUAUCAGUUUAUUUUUCUAUUUAUUGUUUUAAAUGUAAUUUAACAUAUUUAUUAUUAAUAUAAUUAUUUUUAAAUUCUGG